CCGCGGGAACCCCAAGCCCGCGCUCUCGGCUCCCGCCGCUUCUGGCCAUGGCCCCGGCGUUGCUGCUGGUUCCCGCUGCCCUCGCCUCCUUCCUCCUGGCCUUCGGCACAGGAGUGGAGUUCGUGCGCUUCGCCUCCCUGCGGCCACUCUUCGCAGGGAGCCCGGAGGCCGGCGGUCCCGAUGCCCACCAGGGGUGGCUGGCUGCCCUGAAGGACCGAAGUGUUCUUGCUUCCCUAGCUUGGGAUCUGGGACUCCUGCUACUAUUUGUGGGCCAACACAGUCUCAUGGCAACUGAGACAGUAAAGGUGUGGACAUCCCGGUGCUUUGGGGUCCUUCAGAGAUCUCUGUAUGUGGCCUGCACUGCCCUAGCCUUGCAGCUGGUGAUGCGGUACUGGGAGCCUGUACCCAGAGGCCCAGUGUUGUGGGAGGCUCGAACUGAGCCAUGGACUACCUGGGUACCCCUCCUCUGCUUUGUGCUGCACGUCAUUUCCUGGCUCCUCAUCUUUAGCAUCCUUCUGGUCUUUGACUACGCUGAGCUCAUGGGCCUCAAACAGGUAUACUAUCAUGUGUUGGGGCUGGGUGAGCCUCUGGCCCUUAAGUCUCCCAGGGCUCUGAGGCUCUUUUCCCACCUGCGUCACCCAGUGUGUGUGGAGCUGCUGACGGUGCUGUGGGUGGUUCCCACCCUGGGCACUGACCGCCUCCUCCUUGCUCUCCUCCUCACCCUCUAUCUGGGCUUGGCUCACCGGCUAGACCAGCAAGACCUCCGUUACCUGAGGGCUCAGCUACAAAGGAAACUCCAGCUGCUCUCCAGGCCCCAGGAUGGGGACAAGGCAGAGUGAGAAGCUACCCCUCUCAGGUCCCAACUCCUGUACUUCCUUUCUCCCUGAAAUUCAAAAUGUUUUAAAACCCAGGCCCUGGCUGCUUUGGGCCAGAGAGACUCAAACUCAUGCACUGAAGGUGCUGUUCCCUCCCCUGCGUGAGACAUCAUUCCCUAGGUCCAGUUCCAUACUCUAGACUCCAAGGUCUGCUUCCCACCAGCCAGGAAGAUGUGUGGCACUCACUGGCUCCUCAGCAUUGGAGCAUGUCACUCCCCACCCACACACACACAUACUCCAACAGCCUCCUCAUGAAAAGGCUUGAUCACAACUUCUUGGUAGUUACUGCUAAGCCUCAGGGAUUCCAUUCUCCAGUUUCUACUCCAACAAGCCGUGUCAGGGUCUGUCUGCAAUUCUACAGAUAACAGGUGAAAAUCCCCUUGGACUCUAGGGGUGCCUCCUCACCUCUGCCAUCCUUAUCCCACUUCCUCAGGUCUCCACCUAGGGCUUCGUUCUGAGCCUAAUGGAGAGGUUUCUCCUGAGGGACAUUCGCUACAGAAAUAUUAAAAUUGGCUUUUCUACACUAACAA
Jaculus jaculus (lesser Egyptian jerboa) is the source of this 1405-nucleotide messenger RNA. RefSeq names its product nurim (gene Nrm). The transcript is spliced from 4 exons. Gene Ontology annotation, cellular component: nuclear membrane. Bases 48 to 839 code for a protein of 263 amino acids. NCBI's taxonomy places the organism in Eukaryota, Metazoa, Chordata, Mammalia, Rodentia, Dipodidae. The record is from RefSeq and is a predicted model, not a curated record.